AUGGCACCAGCAAAGCCCAAGGACAUAGUAAUCGUAGGAGGAUCCUUAAACGGCCUUCUGACUGGUGUCGCAUUGAAGCGCCUUCGCAAAGAUCUCAACAUCCGCAUAUUCGAACGCAAUCCGACGCCGCUUCUGCAGGAUCAGGGCGCUGGUGUGGUGGCCGGACAGGACGUACAAAAGUUCUUCAAAGCGCACGACCGCAGUCAAACCACGUUGACAAUCCCAAGUCACCAACGGCUAUAUCUCGAUAAGGAAGGCCACGUCAUAAGCCGUCACAAUCAGGAGCAGCGCAUGACAAGCUGGGAUCUGUUGUACCACCUCCUACGAACGAACUACGAUGGUACGGAGACCGACUACGCGAAGGUACCCACGACGGAAGAAGGGGAGGGAAAGACAUCGUAUGAGUAUGGGUGUACAGUUACGAGUGUUGCGGCACCAAAACCUGCAUCAUCUCUGGAGUUGGACUUCUCAGAACCUGUCAAGAUCACGGUCCAACACAAAUCCGGGGACACGUUUUCGACCGAAGCCGACCUUGUCAUCGCAGCCGACGGACCCAGCUCUAAGAUACGCGCCGAAUACUUCCCCGACGUCAAGCGGACGUACGCCGGAUACGUAGCAUGGCGCGGCACAGUACCCGAAACGCAAGUCUCACAGGCUGCCACCGAUGUCUUCGUCGAGAAGUUCCCAUUCUACCACACCGAGGGUAUCCAGAUACUAGCAUAUACUAUACCAGGGAAAAGUGGGACAACCAAACCUGGUGAGCGAUUGCUGAACUGGGUCUGGUACGUCAACUACAAGGAAGAAUCGCCGGAGCACGUCGAGCUCAUGACAGACAACGAGGGGAAGAGACAUCACAUCACAUUACCGCCGGGUGGAAUUAAAGAAGAUGUAUGGAGACGGCAAAAGGCCCUCGCGAAUGAGAUACUCCCACCACAAUUCGCUGAGCUUGUCAACAAGACUGAGGUACCCUUCGUACAAGCCAUCACAGAUGUCAUCGCGCCAUCUGCCUUGUUGGAGAACGGUAGAGUACUCUUGCUUGGCGAUGCACUUGCUGGAUUCAGACCACAUACAGCGGCGAGUACAAACCAAGCUGCCCUAGACGCGAUGAAGCUUGCUGGCGCUGUCGACAAGGUUAUCGAAGGAGGAGCAAUGGACGCGCUGAAGAAGUGGGAGGAAGAAGUAAUGGAGUAUGGUAAAGAGAUGCAAAGCCACGGUGUGCAGAUGGGGAACCGAAGUCAGUUUGGUGAUCAUCCGAUGCAAAGGUAA
This is a messenger RNA of Alternaria ethzedia, 1266 nucleotides long. RefSeq lists its product as uncharacterized. The transcript has a single exon. NCBI's taxonomy places the organism in Eukaryota, Fungi, Ascomycota, Dothideomycetes, Pleosporales, Pleosporaceae. The record is from RefSeq and is a predicted model, not a curated record. The coding region runs from base 1 to 1266 and encodes 421 amino acids.